Messenger RNA from Bombyx mori (domestic silkworm), 4308 nucleotides. RefSeq names its product sodium/potassium/calcium exchanger 4. Gene Ontology annotation, biological process: intracellular calcium ion homeostasis; calcium ion transmembrane transport. The record is from RefSeq and is a predicted model, not a curated record. Gene Ontology annotation, molecular function: calcium channel activity; calcium, potassium:sodium antiporter activity. Gene Ontology annotation, cellular component: plasma membrane. The coding region runs from base 180 to 1805 and encodes 541 amino acids. The transcript is spliced from 10 exons. NCBI's taxonomy places the organism in Eukaryota, Metazoa, Arthropoda, Insecta, Lepidoptera, Bombycidae.
CGAUUCUUUCAGUGUCUUAAUAGAGAACCUCGAUGAUUGCUGACUAGUAGCCAACGGCGAUACUGUGUUCAAUAAAACGAAAUGUUUUGUAUAUUUUAGUAUCAAAUAAUCCAUUCACGUGCCAGUAAAACUUUUCGUCAAUAAUUUAACAACUGGCACAAGGAUAUUUAAAAAUCAUCAUGGAACAAAUUAAGGUUGCAAAUCUAGCUGUCUUAGUGGGUUUGGUUGCUAGUUUUUAUACUGUAUCAGCCAUCGAGGAUUUCAGUUUGUCGAACGACUCUGUUUAUUUACGUGUGGAGAGGAAUGGGAAAAUGAUGUACAUGACAGAAGAACUAAUAAAUAAAUUAGAACUAGAAGAUACGACUUGGCAUUGGAAACCAUGGCUGAGGACCAGAAUUGAAGUCGUUGAUAACGUUGCACAUGAAGUGGUCUGCGCAACAGGAGAUUCCAUAGACAGUUUUCCUGAUGGUAUAUUUACAGAUGAACAACUCCGUCAAGGUGCCUUCCUUUUGUAUGUCGUCUUUGGCAUUUACACAUUCACACUUUUGGCUAUUGUUUGCAAUGAUUAUUUCAUUCCUUGUGUUGAACUUAUUUGCGAAGACUUGAAGAUCCCACAAAACGUAGCAGCAGCUACAUUUAUGUCUGUCGCGACGUCUUGUCCAGAAUUCUUCGUGAACGUGAUAUCAACCUUUCUAACUGAAUCGGAUAUGGGUAUCGGAACUAUUGUAGGAUCCGCUCUUUUUAAUGCUCUCGGAGUAGCUGCUAUUGGAGGCCUUGCUGCUAUUACACCAAUAGCUAUCGACAUGCGGCCAGUGACAAGAGAUGUGCUAAUAUACAUGGUAAAUAUUAGCGUUCUUGUGGCAUUUGUAUGGGACGGCCAAAUCGAUUGGUUUGAGGCGAUGGUUCUAGGAAUUCUCUAUAUUUUGUAUUUCGUUGUCAUGUUUAACAGUAUGAAAGCGUUUGUUCUUAUUGAUAAAAUUUGGGCAGCCUGUUGCAAAAAGAAUAAUGGAGUUACCGCAUCUUUGAACGAUAACAAUGUGUCCGUGGAAGAGGGUAUUGAUAACAAAGGUUUCAACGACCCCAGUCCUGUUACGAAUGGAACCACUAUGACGGAGAAGCCAGCUAUUGAUGAAAAAAAUGAUGUUGAAGAAACGCUAAAUAAAAAAAGUUUGUUUACUUUUCCUUUUCACAAAUCAAUACUAUACAAGAUAUGGUGGUUUUACAUUUGGCCUUUGAAGCUGGUGCUUGGGUUGACUAUACCCUCUCCAGUUACUCGAAAAAAGUUAUAUCCUCUCGCUUUCAUAAUGUGCAUCGUGUGGAUUGGAGUGAAUUCAUACUUUGUGUCUUGGAGUAUGACUGUGAUAGGACAUACCUUCUUUAUUCCUGAAUCAGUUAUGGGGAUGACAUUUUUAGCAUUUGGAGGAUGUCUACCAGAAGCGUGCUCGAUAUUUAUUAUGUCUAGAAGAGGCGAAGGUGGUAUUGGGGUCUCAAAUGCACUUGGAGCCAACUCCUUAGCGAUUUUGUUUGCUUUGGGCUUACCGUGGUUGAUAAGGACAGUUUCGCUGGAAAUUCAAGGAGCUGAGAAUACCGCAGUACUAAUAAACUCAGCAGGUAUCGACUUUGUCGUGGGAUCUCUUCUUGUAGCUGUUGUCAGUUUAUGGAUCGUCCUGUUCAUUGGAAAAUUCACGCUGAGACGUACUGUAGGUAUAGUGCUAGGGAUACUUUAUGUCGUUUUUAUCGUUUUCGCUAUUCUCGUGGAGUUGGGAAUCAUUUUCGAUCGAAACGUUGAGUUGAGCUCGUGCUGAACUGUAACGUGUUUGUUAUUAGUUAGUAUCUGAGUAUUGCUCAUUUAGCAUGUUGACUAUCCCCAGUCGAACAUCGUUGGAAUAGUUUAACUGUACACGACCCGGUCUGUAUGGCUGUUUCCGAGUCGUGUAAUAAUAUUUUCUGCUGUCUGUUUGUGCGCUAGUAGAAGACGGCUGUUUCUUUCGAUGGGUAUCGGCUUCUGUAGCGAGGUUUCACAGGUAGCUGAUUCACUGGUGGUAACUGUACUAUCGGAGAACUGCUGGUAACUGUUUCUGUCUUGCUGAUGUUUCUGUGUCGGAGAGCUUCUGAGAACUGUUUCUGUCUUGAUGAUCUGCUGAGAACUGUUUCUGUCGAAGAUCCACUGAGAACUGUUUCUGUCUUGCUGUUUCUAUGUCGGAGAUUCGCUGAGAACUGUUUUUGCCUUUUUUUUUUUUUUUUUUUUUUUCCUACCUAUGCUGAUAGCCUUGAGAGGCUAUUUCAGCUUCAUCCUAACGUUAGUAGGUGAGCUCGCGGGGCUCAACCGGAGAGUUGCUAACACUGACCCUAGCAAGAGCAGUGCUUCGCUGAAUCUACCACCGGAUCGGAAACGCGACCCACUGAGAAGAUCCGGCGAGAAACUCAGUGGGCUGUGUCUAUGGGUUAGUUCGCUCGUCGAGCCCUUCGUCGCAAGCGACGGGUUCGACGAGGACGGUGACCGGUGCUUGUGGUGCCUAAAAGCACCGUUAAUGGAUCAGGAGGAUCCGUAAUGACGUGCUUUGGGCGACGUCGACGGUUUACCAUUCGGUCUACUGGGUCGGGUAUGUAAUUUCCAGCGGCUACGAUGAGAGGGUUCUCAUGUCGUGCCGCCUUCUCAAAAUGGCGCAGCGAUGCCGACUGUAGAUACUUACUAAGAGAGUCGAGCUCCAGGUCGUCGUGGAGAUCCACAUUCCUAAGGAACCAAGGCGCUCCGACGGCUAUCCUGCAGAAUCGUGAUUGAAUAACCUGAAGGGAUUUCAAGUUGGUGCGGGCUGCGUGAGCGAACACUACGCUUGCAUACGUCAUGACGGGGCGUAUGCAAGUUUUGUAGAGAGUUACCUUAUUGCGGAGGGACAGUUUGCUUCGACUACAAAGCAUUGGAUAGAGUCGUCCUAGAAUAAACGCGGCGCGGUCGCGUACCGUUUUUAUAUGGGGACGGAAUGUCAUCCCUCUGUCGAGGGUGACGCCUAGAUAUUUGACCUUCGAGACCCACGGAAUGGGCUGGCCAAAGAGAGUGAUGGGACUAACGGCGGAGGUGUUUGCGCGCCUACUACGGAGUGGGAUGCUCGAAGUGAUGUUCGGAGGGCGACCCCUUUUGAAGAGCACCGCUGCGCUUUUCGUGGGGUUGAUGUCUAUUCGCCACUUCCGGAACCACUGUCCCAGGGUGGCUACUGCGAUCUGGAGUCGCCGAUGAAGCAGCGACAUCUUCCUACACGAGUAGUAGAUAGCCGUGUCAUCGGCGAAGAGCGCUAGAUGGGUCUCCGGAGACCGGGGUAUAUCAUUGAUAUACAAACUAAAUAAUAACGGGGAGAGCGCGGAGCCUUGCGGGACUCCGGCGGUCAGUUGACGGGGACGAGAACGAGUUCCCUCUACUCGAUAUCGAAACGAACGGUUCGACAAGAAGUCUCGUAUGAUGAGCACGAGUCUGUCUGGCACUCCCAUGUUGUAUAGUUUAUAAAUUAAACCGUUGUGCCAGACUUUGUCGAACGCCUUCGCGAUGUCGAAGAAGAGGGCGCCGGUCGGGAUUUGUUUACGCCUAUUUAGUCCUAUCAGAAUGUGCUCCGUGAGGCGGUGCACUUGUUGUACGCACGAGUGUUUUGAGCGGAAUCCGAACUGUUCGUCUAUGAGAAUUUUGUUCGCGGUAACAAAAUUCCAGAGGCGUUUCCUAAGGAGCCGUUCGUAAAUUUUUCCUAUCGUCGAGAGGAGACUAAUCGGACGGUAACUAGAAGUUUCGUUUGUCGGUUUGCCCGGCUUAUGUAUACCGAUAACGUCCGCUUCUUUCCACACCGCGGGAAAGAUGCAGUGCGUCAUAGCGGCAUUUAAAAUUGUAGCCAACAUUGCUAUCAGUUGGACUGGCAAGAGUUUAAGCGCGCGGUUGUGGAUGCCGUCGGAGCCGGGUGCCUUCCUAGGUUGUAGGUUGUGGAUCGCGUCUCUAACUUCGUCGGUGGUAAUGGGGGGUAACGCGUCCGAGGGCGGCAGGGAAGCUCUGCGCUCGACCUCCCUGUCGACUAACUCGGUGUGUUCGGGGUCCGCGUGUUGAGUGCUGGUGGUGCACUGCUCUUGCAGUGCAUCGGCCAGCAGCUCAGCCUUGUCAUCGUCAUCGAAUGCCGGUGGUUGGCCUGAAGGGCGUACGAGGGGAGGCAUAGUGGCUAUAGUUUCGGAUUUGAGAGUCCUAGCUAGUCGCCAGUAUGCUUGGUGGGAGGGCGCGAGUUGUUCUAAAUAACUAUGCCAAUUAUCGUUACGCGCGUCGCUUAAGCGGGAGUGGAC